Messenger RNA from Salarias fasciatus (jewelled blenny), 4549 nucleotides. Its product is annotated as carboxy-terminal domain RNA polymerase II polypeptide A small phosphatase 1-like. The coding region runs from base 543 to 1334 and encodes 263 amino acids. Lineage: Eukaryota; Metazoa; Chordata; Actinopteri; Blenniiformes; Blenniidae. The record is from RefSeq and is a predicted model, not a curated record. Gene Ontology annotation, molecular function: RNA polymerase II CTD heptapeptide repeat phosphatase activity. The transcript is spliced from 7 exons.
AGUUGCGCUCUCCGACGAGUGGACGUCUCACACGACGAGGGCCGCGCCGGGAACCCACACCCACGCAAAUCCGCCGCGUUUCCGCCGACUUUUCAGCAACUUUGACGCCGGGCUUACUUUUUUUUUCUUUAGGGACCGCGGUGAAAUUCGUCGCCUCCAAGGAGAAGGGAAGCGUCGCUGCAGCGCGACGCCGAUCCCUUUAAGCGGAAAAAAAGGGGAAGCCUUGAAACCUCCAUGUUUGUAUCUUGAAAUUGCGAGCGGAGUCGAGCACCAUAUUGAAUCAAAGUUGCCAACUCCUUUAACUCCUUUUACCAAAUGUUUUCCAACUCCCAGGAGCGGAUCGGGGGCUCAGAUGGACGCGUGAACGAGUGGAGAAAGUGUUGCGAUGUUUCCUGGAGCGCCUCGGCUCGGUUCACCUUCACGGUAAACUCGGUUUGAGCAAUCCCAGCGCAGAAAUCCACAAACUUUUUUUUUUUUUUUUUUUUCCUGCAAACACAAAAAGUGUGUGUGUCAGCACGCGCUCUGGACCAGACCUGGAUGUGAUGGACAAUCCGUCCUCUAUAAUCACACAAGUCAGCCGGGAUGAAGAAGGGGGGAAAGCUUCAGCGGAGAGGGGAUCGUCCCCCUCUCUGUCGUCCAAGAAGCCCCGGAGCGGAGGCCUCUUCUCCAGCCUGUUCUGCUGCCUGUGCCGGGACCAGCAGGCCGAACCACAGCCGGUCAACAACAACGCACCUCUCUUAGUGGAGGAGAACGGGACCAUCUCCAAGAUACAGGUGAAACCACUUCUGCCUCCAGUCAAGUCGAAAGACUCCGGAAAGAUCUGCGUGGUGAUUGAUCUGGACGAGACGUUAGUUCACAGUUCCUUCAAGCCUGUGAACAAUGCAGAUUUCAUCAUUCCUGUGGAAAUAGAUGGAACAGUACACCAGGUGUACGUCCUGAAGCGACCGCACGUCGACGAGUUCCUCAAGAGGAUGGGGGAGCUGUUUGAGUGCGUCCUCUUCACUGCCAGUUUAGCUAAGUAUGCGGAUCCUGUCUCUGAUCUCCUGGAUAAGUGGGGGGCGUUCCGCAGCCGCCUGUUCCGGGAGUCCUGCGUCUUCCACCGGGGGAACUACGUGAAGGACCUGAGCCGCCUGGGCCGCGACCUCAACAAGGUCAUCAUCGUGGACAACUCGCCCGCCUCCUACGUCUUCCACCCCGACAAUGCGGUUCCCGUGGCCUCGUGGUUCGACGACAUGCACGACACCGAGCUGCGGGACCUCAUCCCCUUCUUCGAGAGGCUGAGCAAGGUGGACAACGUCUACACGGUCCUCAAGCACCAGUCCACCAGCAGCUAACGGCGCCCCCCCUCCCGCCGGCAGACCGAACAAAGCCCGCCCAUACUCCCUCCUCGAUGUACCUUCCUUCCUCCUUCCAGAACUGCCAACGAAGCGAACACACGAAAGGAUGAACGAAUGAAUGUUGGAGCGCCCCCCUCGGCGCCGCUGUCCGGGAGACUCGACGUUUAGACUCCAGACUCGUGGAGAGGUUUCACCGACGGUAAGGCGGCGUACGCCUGCCGCAGGUAGAGAUCUCUCUGCCACACUCAUCUGAGGUGUUUAUGGUCCAUGAGACCAGUGUUGGGGGUAAAUCUGAAGAAAAAAACGUACGGGAUCUGUGGGGGUCAGUGACUGAUCAAGACAGGAACAAUCUUUCUGGAUUCAUUUUAAACAGAUUUAAUAUACAAAAGAUAAGAAAAGUUUCUUUUUUUGUUGAAAUUGACAUUCACAUCCAUAAUGUGCACCCUUAAAAUGAGCAACGCGUUCAGAAGUUCUGAAAUGAACAAAAAGUUCAGUUAAAAGCUCAAAAAUGAGCAAAAUGCUUCAAUUAAAUGUUAAAAGUUGAUCAGAUGUUUCAAUUAAAAGCUCCAAAAUGAACAAAUGGUUCAAAUGAAAGCUGUAAAAUUAGCAAAUGAUUCAAACAGAAACUGUAAAAUUGAGCAAAUGCUUCAAUUGAAAGCUCUAAAAUGAACAAACGGUUCAAAUAAAAGCUGCAAAAUUAGCAAAUGGUUCAAAUAAAACCUCUUAGAUUGAGCAAAUAGUUCAAAUAAAAGCUCAAAAUUGAACAAAUGGUUCAAAUAAAAGUUCUAAAUGAACAAAUGGUUCAAAUGAAAGCUCUUAUAUUCAACAAAUAGUUCAAUUAAAAUGUCUGAAAUGAGCAAACGGUUCAAAUAAAGCUCAAAAUUGAACAAAUGGUUCAGUUAAUAGCUCCAAAAUGAACAAAUGGUUCAAAUGAAAGCUGUAAAAUUAGCAAAUGAUUCAAACAGAAACUGUAAAAUUGAGCAAAUGCUUCAAUUGAAAGCUCUAAAAUGAACAAACGGUUCAAAUAAAAGCUGCAAAAUUAGCAAAUGGUUCAAAUAAAACCUCUUAGAUUGAGCAAAUAGUUCAAAUAAAAGCUCAAAAUUGAACAAAUGGUUCAAAUAAAAGUUCUAAAUGAACAAAUGGUUCAAAUGAAAGCUCUUAUAUUCAACAAAUAGUUCAAUUAAAAUGUCUGAAAUGAGCAAACGGUUCAAAUAAAGCUCAAAAUUGAACAAAUGGUUCAGUUAAUAGCUCCAAAAUUAGCAAAUGGUUCAAUUAAAUGCUCAAAAUUGAACAAAUGGUUCAAUUCAUAGCUGUAAAAUCUGCUCAAAUAUUUUUUCUCACUGACUCGAAUAAACAAAUGAUUGGCACUUUACCAGUUCUGUACGCAGUCUUUGGUUACACGCAGUGGGUUUGUAGAUUUCAGCACAUACUUUAUACAAAGUCUCAAUGAUUCUGGGUUGUUAUUUGGGUGUUUUUGCUUUUUUUUUUUUUUUUUUUUUUGGUAUUUAAGUUCCAUUUUUGACAAGAGACAUAUGGUUGAAUCCAACAACGACAAGCCUUAAUGAAGCUGCCAAGUGAAGAUGACACUAACGGAAGAAUACCGGACGUAGGAAGAGCGACUGUGAAGCCUUACCCACAAUCCCCUGCCUGGGAUUCCUCACUGCCUUGAAAGACUUCCGAGUCCGAGUCCUUUCUCUCCCCGCCAAGCGGUACACAGGCUGGAAUUCACCACUGCCAGUAGAAAAUUUCCCGUUGAAGACUGAUAAAGGGUGGAUUUUUUUUUUCCCCCCAUUUUUUCCAAAUCCGCUGUGGUUUCGCCGCGUUCACACGACGUCUCUGUCGGUUCUAAAACUACCGAGUCCAGAACAGUCCUGACCCUCAAGGUGAAUGUUAUUAUUAUCCAGCUACUGGGGGAAGUUAUGUUUCCCCCACCCCCCCGUUUCCAUGGAGACGGAGUCGGCGUAUUUUCAAAAGGUGCAGUUUCCACGGACCGUGUUGAAAAGUUGCAUUUUCUCCCAUUUCGGUGAAGAUGGGAGUCGCUCGUUUUUAAAAAGUUGAUUUUGCCCGUUUCCGUGGAGACAUGUUUUGAACAUUUUUCUAAAGAUGUAUUUUCACCCGUUUCCAUGGAGACAGAUUUUGAACGUUUUCAAAACUUUUGCGCUUCCACCCGUUUCCACGAAGACAGAUUUGGAGUGUUUUCCAAAAGUUGCAUUUUUACCCAUUUCUACCAGACACAUUUGGUGUGCUUUUAAAAAGUUGCUCUUUGCCCCCAUGAACACGGAGUCGGAGUGAUGUCGAAAAGUGGCAUGUUCCCUUUCCCAUGGAAAAAGAUUUUAAACAUUAUUAAAAUGUUACAUUUUCACCCGUUUCCAUGGGAACAGAUUUUGAGCGUUAUCAAAAUGUUUCAUUUUCACCCGUUUGCAUGGGAACAGAUUUUGAACAUUAUCAAAAUGUUGCAUCUUCACCUGUUUCCAUGAAGACAGAUUUUGAGCAGUUUUUUUUUUUGAAAACUGGCGUUUUCCCACCUAUUUCCACAGAGACGGAAUGUUUUUCAAAAGUUGCAUUUUCAGUGGAUUAGAGCGCCGUUGUCGUGUAAACGGGGCCUGCUUCCCCCACCAAUCCCCCUACCCCCCACCCAUUGCUUCGACAAUACCCGCCCGACGAAUGAACGACAGAUUCGACUGAAAGCCUGGACCGCAUUUUCUUUUCCACGUUUUAACAAGUCAAUCAGAUCUAUUUUUUUUUCUCGUUUUCUUUUCUAGAUAUUUUACUGAUUUUUUUCCGUGUUUUCCACAUUGCUGUUUUUCCAUGCCAGGUCGUUUACCUCAUGUACAUUAGGUAGAGCAGAGACACCAGCACUAAACGGAUUUUGGAAAAAAUGUUAUACGGAAGCCAUCAUCGCGAGUAUUUAUAGGAACAUUCAGUCAUUUAGCAUUUACGACAAGUAUUGUGUCACCGUGGGGGGGAGGGGGGCCGUUCACUGAUACUGUACUUCUUACACAUUCAGUAGAUUUGUAUAUGUUGUUUUGCACAGUAAUAAAAGCAAGCAAAUUCUCAUUAAUAUAUGGAAUAUUCAUGUUACUGUAAUCAUGAUUCAAUAGAUGUAACCUAAUUUUUUUUGUUUUGUUUUGUUCCUUUAUCAUACCAAAUUAUGUAUGAACUGUAUGUAAUAAUGUCAUUUUUCCCCCCCCAUAAAUGUUAAUGAAAAAUGA